This is a messenger RNA of Osmerus eperlanus (European smelt), 3814 nucleotides long. RefSeq names its product TBC1 domain family member 10A-like. The record is from RefSeq and is a predicted model, not a curated record. NCBI's taxonomy places the organism in Eukaryota, Metazoa, Chordata, Actinopteri, Osmeriformes, Osmeridae. The transcript is spliced from 9 exons. The coding region runs from base 485 to 1897 and encodes 470 amino acids.
UACCAGCAAGUUUAAUUCGAGCUAACUAGAGCUAGCUUCUAACUUGCUGACAACAGAGAUUCGAGGAUGGUUGUCAGGUGAUGCUAGCUAACAGUUUAGCAGUUGGAUAGUCGUGUCUCUUGGGAUUUAUUUACCUGCUCAUUUACAAUUAAUACGUGCAUAUUUACUGUAGCUGAAGAGGAAUUUUAGUCGCUAAUUGACGCUGAAACGAGAGAGUCAAGACACAUUUAAAUAACUAGCUAGCUAGCUAGUAACUUACUGGUUAGCUGAGCUGUGUUGUUGUUUUGAUCGCUAAUACAAGCUAUCUUAGAUUCAGCUACAGAUACAGAGCUGACCACUAGGACUGGAUUUGUCAUAUUGAACUGGUCGGCUAGUCAGCUAGCUAACGUUGAAGUUCACAUAGUAGUGUUCGGAGAUGUUUCUUUUUACAGAAAUACGUUUUAGUUGACCCACACUUUUAGGAAGAUUUGCUAAACGUGUGUAGAUGGCAAGAAUUGAGCAAAGCAAUGGACUCCAGUCAGCACAGUCCGCCAGAAGUUUACGAGGAACCAUGGAAAACCUGACAGAUGAUGGAGAAGCAGAAGGGAAUUCUUCUUUUGGCUCGGACUCAGAAGUGAACGGCUAUUCUAACACUGGGGAGAGACAGACGGACAAAUAUGGUUUUAUUGGAGGUGCCCAACAGUUUUCAGGAGACUCAGCAGAGGACGUUCCCCCUGAGGUGCUGAGGCAGAGGGAGGCCAAAUGGCUGGACAUGCUCAACAGCUGGGACAAGUGGAUGGCCAAGAAACACAAGAAGGUCAAGUUGCGCUGUCAGAAGGGGAUCCCCCCAUCUCUGCGCGGCCGGGCUUGGCUCUACCUGUCCGGGGGAAAGGUCAAGAGGGAGCAGAACCAGGGGAGGUUCCAGGAACUGGACAGCCAGCCUGGAGAUCCAAAGUGGGUGGACGUGAUCGAGCGGGACCUCCACAGGCAGUUCCCCUUCCAUGAGAUGUUCGUGGCGAGGGGAGGCCAUGGGCAGCAGGACUUGUUCCGUGUGCUGAAGGCCUACACACUACACCGCCCUGAGGAGGGCUACUGUCAGGCCCAGGCCCCCAUCGCUGCUGUUCUCCUCAUGCACAUGCCCGCAGAGGAUGCAUUCUGGGGUCUGGUCCAGAUUUGUGAGAAGUACCUACCUGGAUACUACAGCACAGGGCUGGAGGCGAUCCAACUGGACGGGGAGAUUCUGUUCGCCCUGCUGAGGGGCGUGUCGGCUGUGGCCCAUCGUCACCUGAAGAAGCACAAGCUGGAGCCCAUCCUCUACAUGACCGAAUGGUUCAUGUGCGCCUUCUCCCGAACGCUUCCCUGGGCCUCCGUGCUGCGGGUCUGGGACAUGUUCCUCUGCGAGGGGGUUAAGAUCAUCUUCCGGGUGGGCCUGGUGCUGCUGAGGUGCAUGCUGGGAUCUCAGGAGAAGCUCAAGGCGUGCCAGGGCCUGUAUGAGACCAUGGAGCUGCUGAGGGCGAUAGACGCCCGCUACAUGCAGGAGAGCUUCCUGGUUCGAGAGGUCAUCGAGCUGCCGGUGGCGGAGAGAGACAUCGAGAAGGAGAACCUGGCCCAGCUGAGGCGCUGGAAGGAGAGCCGCGGCGAGCUGCUCUGCAAGUCCCCUCCCAGGAUGCACGGCGCCAAGGCCAUCAUGGCGGCCGAGCCGCCGAGUCGCCACGACCUGAGACAGAAGCCCACCAUCGUGGUGGAGUCGCCCCCGGCAACCCGGAGCGACAAGGAGGAGACCCGAGGGGACGAGGGGAUGAAAAGCGGCAGCCCGCCUCCGGGAGCAGCCAAUCCCCACCCUUCCUCCAGAGGCCCCUCCCCCUUGAAGGACACACCCUUGCAGGGCUCCAAUCAGAGCUUAGACACCUACCUGUAAGGAGAGGGAGCGAGCAGGGGGAUGUGUCACUUUACCUGACUACUUGACUUUACCCGAUCCUUUCGUGUGUGUGUGUGUCUGAACACAACACCCCCUCCCAUCCCCUCCGACGACCCCAAACCUCCCUCCUAAAGAUACCCACAACCACAGGGUGAAAACUCCCACGUCCAUCGCCAUUUCCAGCACCAGCUCCAUCGCCAUUUCCAACUUGUCCGUGAAAGAUGCGGCAGAGUUUCCAUCUGCAUUUCCCCCCUUUUUCGCUUCCCCUUUCUGUGUUAUCGUGCACAGAUAUGUGGGAGCUUAUGACAUUUCAUUAUCAGUUGAGAGAUUGAUGCUCGGACCUUUUUUAUAUUCACCGGGCCAUACGGGUAUACGAACCAAGGCUGCAGGUCUCACGAUAUGUUGAAUCAUUUCUGCUCAUGGGAAUGGAGUCAGAACUCCAGGUUCUCCACUUGAUACUGAAGCGAGACACUACAUGCCAACACGUACUGAGCACGCUUCCUUAGGAGUGCACUCGUUUGACCACAGAGAAAGGCUGUGGAGUGAAGGCCCAGCAUUCUGGUUUUGGGUGAAGGCGGAUCUUUAUAGGUGUUAUUGAUCUUCGCGACCACCAGAGGGCUCUGUGGGGCUGUAUCUAAGGCCUCUCUGUAGGCUCUGGGCUGGGAGAGUUGGGAGAUAUUGAACCGAGCGAUGAGGGAGAUCUAUACCAAAGAUUGAUUGCGUUUUGACAUGUUUGAGUUGCGACAUUGUAAUCUGCGGUAAACUUGGACUGAGAAUUUGCGAUGACUCGGACCGGGGAGAACGCCAACCGAAAUGUAACCAAGAAGGUGAACAGCCAUUAUCGAUGGAGCUAACCUCCAUUAUAUAGUUCUGUCCAAGUCUGUGAAUAUAUUUGUAUGUUAUAAUUGUGCAAUAUGACCAUUCCCCCCCCCCCCCCCCCCAUCGUUUACCUGUUGUAUAUGAUGUGAUCAGAUGAAGGCCACAGCAGUUCAUGAUUCUGAAGGAUCAUAAAACAGAAAAUCAACUUUGGAUUGUAGGAAACUAUGUUGACUUAAAUGCUAUAUACUCUAUAUUUGUACUUGUCAAUGAUAAAGCACUUUCCCAUUUGCGUAGCCUUUGAAAAGAAUAUUCAGCGGCAACAAUGAGGCUAUGUUUGAAUAGUACAACUUGGAUGCAAAUUGUAUUUUUGGCCAUGUUUGUACAUUUGGGUGUUCCCAAACUCCCCAAGUAAACGCUUCACAGCAAUUUCCACUCUUUGUGACCUAAGCCAGCUGUAUUUUGUAUUGUGCUCUCGGCCAAUUUCCCCCUAUGAAUGAAUCAGUAUUUCAAGUCAGGCUCCAUAUAAAUGCACUGGUAGCCCCACCGUUGACCUGUUGGGCUCAUUUGAAAAGACAAUCCUAUAUUGGAAGUUUAAAAAAAAUCCCAGGACCCGUGGUUUUGACAGGAGCACUUCCAAAAAAGAGCAUUUUCUGCCACUAGUCUGAUGUGGUUGUUGCUCUGAAAAAAACCUGUCAUAUGUCCAGCCCCUGACCUGAGCGCUUGUGUUUAAGGCUGAUCCUCAAGGCUUCACCUGUCAUUAGUGUGGGUGGACACUACCAGCCCGGGGGAGACGGGGUUAUAGAUAAAGCACUUUGGAGGCCAUUUGUGGGGGGCUCACUGUUGCUGGAAACUUGUUGGAAUCGUUGAAGGAAAUGCGUCCAUGAUUCACUUUGUCAUCAUGUGCUCAUAUUACCAUCAGAUUCCUCUUGGGUUGAUGCCAACCUGUCAACUCACUAAUGUCCUGAUGUGCUGAAGAAACAUCUCCAGUGCCGCAUCUCUCUCAUGUUUACUUAUUUAAUCAGAGAAUACAUCUCCCUGUAUCAACAUGCUGUUUUUGAAUGAAAACAAUCCUAUUUACAUAAACACAAUUUGAUACUC